CUCUGCUCGCUUCGCAGCCUUGCGCUCCCCGCAAGCUUCCUCCUCCCGAGUCUCGACUCUCCCUAAUCCGAUCGGCGCAGCGGAUUAGCGAGCAAUCGAGUGCGCCAUAUAUAGACAACACAUGCAAUUGCAGACCUAGUUGCCGCCCUCUCCCCUGCGCGCACGCAUUUGCCGCCUCUUUAAUCCCCUCUCGUGUCUCGGCUUGUGUUCUUGCCAAUGGAGUCCUCGCCGGCUGCGACCAUGGCCCCGCCGUCCGCGUCCUCAUCGCGGUCGAGGGACCCCCUCCUCUUAAGCAGCUUCGACCUCCCAGCCGGCUGGGGGUGCCGCAGGCCCAUGGCCUUCUGCCGGGACAUUGACGCCCACGUCGUCACCGAGCCUGACGCAGCCGCCACCGUGCCCCAGAACAACGCCCCCGGAUCGCCGGCGAAAGGAGCCGUGGCGGCCCAGCUCGCGCCUGCGGCGGAAGAGGCCCAGGAAGCUCCCCGGAGGCAGUGGAACCUGCGGGACCGGACGGGCUGGCGGGAUUACAGAGUGGAGGACGCGCGGCAGCACAAGAAGCUCGGGAACAUGGAGGCCGGCGGCAAGAAGAGCCGAGGGUUAUCUGUGCCGCUGACGCGGCAAGAGAUCGACGCCGACUUCGUCGCGAUCACCGGCCAGAAGCCGCCGCGCCGGCCGAAGAAGCGGGCCAAGAACGUCCAGCGCCAAAUCGAGAUGCUUAGCCAUGGGAGCUUGCUAUCGGAGGUUACCCGCGAUCGGUACAAGGUGAACGAAGUAUGCAUAAAAACUCCAUCUCUGGUUUCCCCGGAAUCUGCGUUGGAACCUUGGAGGUUUGAGACCCUGAUUGGUUCGACUCUUAUUUGGUGCAGAAAGGGGGAUUCUGAGUUGCACAAGCACAGCGGAGGAGAUGGAUUUCCAACCGAGGAGCUUGAUCGAGCAUUGGCUGGCUCAUCAGAGUUGCUUAGAGAAAGAUUUAGGGUUAAUCGCUUCAGUUUGUGGUUGUUUAUCCAAUCAACCAUGUGUGUCAAACCCUAAUCAUAUGUAGGUUUUUUCCCUUAAUUCAUUGGGGCUUUGCUUAUCGGUUUCGAUCAAGCCGGAUUCUCUAGUUCUUAUGUCAAGCCAGGAAAGAGCCCGGAAGCCAAUUUUGCAGAAGAAUCACAAAUCUUUGUUUUCUGUCAGCGAGAAAUGCAGUUGUAGAUUCUUCAUCAGCCCGGAUGUCAUGUAAUC
Phragmites australis (common reed) is the source of this 1224-nucleotide messenger RNA. RefSeq lists its product as uncharacterized. Lineage: Eukaryota; Viridiplantae; Streptophyta; Magnoliopsida; Poales; Poaceae. The transcript is spliced from 2 exons. The record is from RefSeq and is a predicted model, not a curated record. Bases 217 to 1032 code for a protein of 271 amino acids.